AUGUCAAGUCUUGCAAAAGCGAAAAUGAAUGGCGAUCUUGAUCUUGAUGUGUCUAGAGGAGAUUUGAACCCAGGGAGGUUUAGAGAAGAUGAGUUUGAGAGUGAUAGCUUUGAUGCAAUGUCUGGUGAUGAUGAUAAACAAGAACAACGCCCUAAGAAGAAGAAGAAGAAGACAAAGUACCAUAGACACACUUCUCACCAGAUUCAAGAGCUCGAAUCGUAA
Thlaspi arvense is the source of this 222-nucleotide messenger RNA. The record is from the annotation of a GenBank genome assembly. NCBI's taxonomy places the organism in Eukaryota, Viridiplantae, Streptophyta, Magnoliopsida, Brassicales, Brassicaceae.